AUGUCAAUUUCAGUCCCAACCAUUCUUUUGACUAACGACGACGGCCCUCCACAUCCAAAAGAAUCUCCAUAUGUCCUUGGUCUUUAUCGUCACCUCACAGAACGCUUAGGCUGGAACGUCAAAGUUGUUCUCCCUAGUUCCCAGAAAUCGUGGAUAGGCCGAUACUUUUACCCCAGGGAGGAUGGCAACGGGGAGCAAUCUCCAAAGUCACGCCCUCUGAAGCCAGGAGAACUGGCCGAGUGGAUUCUUUUAGAUGGAACCCCAGCCACUUGUGCGAACGUCGCUUUGCAUAACCUCUACCCUGGGCAAAUCGACUUGGUGGUAUCCGGUCCCAACCUGGGCAGAAACACUUCGGCCGCGUUCGCGCUCUCCUCUGGUACUAUCGGCGCCGCCCUGUCAUCUUCAUUAUCAAAAGUUCGCUCUAUUGCCCUCUCAUAUGGUACUGUCGUACACCCAACACCCACGACCUACUUUGAACCGGCUCACCGCAUUGGCUGUCGAAUCAUCCAACAUCUAUGGCACAACUGGGGCUCCGACGAUUGUGGUUUACGAAAUGGCGAAGUUGAUCUCUACAGUGUCAACAUCCCUCUCAUUGAAGACAUCCUCUCAGAAGAGGGCUUAAAGGUCUACUGGACAACCAUGUGGAGAAACUCUUAUGGUAGAUUGUUCAAGGACGUCUCCAGUCGGCGUAAAUCGAUCGAUGGCGCGACUGUAAACCCCGCAGGUCCAGAUGCUGCGACAAGUCCACAAACUGCGGUUAAACCCAUAGACGAGGAAGGUCUGCUUUUCAAGUGGGCACCAGAGAUGCGGGGCCUCAUCCAACCACUCUCUGACGAACUCCCAGUCGGAUCCGACGCAUACGCAAUUCAUACUGGUUCCAUAUCUGUCACCGCUCUCAGAGCCUGCUUCGCUGAGCCGCCCACUAGUGUGGUCGACCCCGUUCUCCGACAAAUUAAACUGUAA
Coprinopsis cinerea okayama7#130 is the source of this 963-nucleotide messenger RNA. Its product is annotated as cytoplasm protein. Lineage: Eukaryota; Fungi; Basidiomycota; Agaricomycetes; Agaricales; Psathyrellaceae. Bases 1 to 963 code for a protein of 320 amino acids. Gene Ontology annotation, cellular component: P-body. Gene Ontology annotation, molecular function: hydrolase activity. The transcript is spliced from 8 exons. The record is from RefSeq and is a predicted model, not a curated record.